AUGGCCGCCGUUAAGACUUUUGAAUUAAGAACCAAGUCCAAGGAACAAUUACAACAACAAUUAGUUGAAUUAAAGCAAGAAUUAGCUACCUUGAAGGUUCAAAAAUUACAAAGACCAUCAUUACCAAAGAUCCACACUGUUAGAAAGAACAUUGCUCGUGUUUUAACUGUUAUUAACUUAACUCAAAGAGAAAAUGUUAAAGCUUUUUACGCUGGUAAGAAAUAUCAACCAAAGGAUUUAAGAUCUAAGAAGACCAGAGCUAUUAGAAGAAGAUUGACUAAGUUUGAAGCUAGACAAGAAACUGAUAAGGCUAGAAAACAAAGAAUUGCUUAUCCACAAAGAAAAUUCGCUAUUAAGGCUUAA
This is a messenger RNA of Hemisphaericaspora subhashii, 363 nucleotides long. It is a transcript of the gene RPL35, whose product is annotated as 60S ribosomal protein uL29. Bases 1 to 363 code for a protein of 120 amino acids. Gene Ontology annotation, molecular function: structural constituent of ribosome; mRNA binding. The record is from RefSeq and is a predicted model, not a curated record. The transcript is spliced from 2 exons. Gene Ontology annotation, cellular component: ribosome; cytosolic large ribosomal subunit. Gene Ontology annotation, biological process: translation; maturation of LSU-rRNA from tricistronic rRNA transcript (SSU-rRNA, 5.8S rRNA, LSU-rRNA). Lineage: Eukaryota; Fungi; Ascomycota; Pichiomycetes; Serinales; Debaryomycetaceae.